AUGAAGGGAGACAAGUACAUCGAUCUGGUCAUCCCCCGCGGCUCCAAUGAGCUGGUCCGCUCCAUCAAGGAUGCCUCUCGAAUCCCCGUGAUGGGCCACGCGGACGGGAUUUGCGCCGUCUACGUUGAUGCGAAAGCGGAUUUGGACAAGGCGGUGAAGAUCGUGGUGGAUUCCAAGACUCACUACUGUGCUGCUUGCAACUCCAUGGAGACCCUGCUGGUGCACCAAGAGGUGGUGAAGGAGUUUCUGCCCAAGCUGGCCAAGGCUUUUGAGGCCAAGGAGGAUGUCAGAUAUAAGGCGGACCCACUGUGCCUCUCGUUGCUGCCCAAAGAGGUUACGGAAGCGGCAGAGGAGGAAGACUUCCACACGGAGUUUCUCUGCCACACCAUGGCAGUCAAGGCUGUCCCUUCAGUUGACGAGGCUAUCGAGCACAUCAACGGUCACAGCUCCGGGCACACGGAGAGCAUCGUUACAGAGGAUUCAGCGGCGGCAGAGCUCUUCAUGAGCCGCAUUGACUCCGCCGGCGUCUACCACAACUGCUCCACCAGAUUUGCUGAUGGCUUCCGCUAUGGCUUCGGAGCAGAAGUCGGCAUCUCCACCAACAGGAUCCACGCCAGAGGGCCUGUGGGCCUUGAGGGUCUGGUGAUUCACAAGUAUCGUCUCUAUGGCAACGGCCAUACCGCUGCUGGCUUCGCAGGCGAGAAACCUGAGCACCAAUUUUUGCACAAGCGCAUUCAGGGAGUGGCAAGUGUUGCGGACAUCCCGCAGGCAAAGGUCGCCAGGCGGUGA
This is a messenger RNA of Effrenium voratum, 789 nucleotides long. The record is from the annotation of a GenBank genome assembly. Lineage: Eukaryota; Dinophyceae; Suessiales; Symbiodiniaceae.